Molecule: messenger RNA, 234 nt
Organism: Ostertagia ostertagi
Lineage: Eukaryota; Metazoa; Nematoda; Chromadorea; Rhabditida; Trichostrongylidae
Source: the annotation of a GenBank genome assembly
AUGGAAAUCGAUGUCUGUGCUCAGAUGCCGUUGUUCAAGCGCCGCGAAGGUUGCUCCAUCCGUGAGCGCUAUGAAUUCCGCGAUGUUCUCGGCACCGGAGCCUUCUCUAAGGUCUUUCUCGCCGAAUGCAAGCAAGAGCCUGGACAUAUGGUGGCUGUGAAAUGUAUCGAUAAGAAAGCGCUCAAAGGCAAAGAAGACUCGUUGGAGAAUGAGAUCAAAGUGUUACGAAAGUGA